AUGAAGGGUUACGAGCGUGGAGGCUCUCCACAGCCUCCCAGUCACCCGCCGGGCGCACCUAGCCCAGGAACAGCACAGAGUGCAGGAGGACUCUCUCCGACGCAAGAUUCGCAGCAUCCUCCUCACUUACCACCCGGAUCUCAACCACCGCACCAGGAUCUGACCGGUCAGAAUAGCAAUGACUCGGGCGGCAGCGGCGGCGCGGGGCGCGCAUCCACGCCGCACUUGAGGCCCACGCCGAGUCCGACAGGCUCGAGUGGAUCGCGAUCCAUGUCACCGGCUGUUGGUACCCAGAACGUACCGAUGCCACCGAGGCCAUCGUCGUCGCUCUCGGACGGCGGCGGUCCGACCGCGCGGGCCGGCUCGGGCGCGGGCGCGGGCGCCGGCCCGCCACCGUCUGCAGCGCCACCGCCGGGCGCGAUGCUACCACAGCCCUACCACCACGGGCCCUACAAACCGGCACCCUAUCCGCCGCAGCCCUACGCGUACCCGCCUCGCAACCAUCAUCCCUACCCGUACGGAGGCUACCGGCCGACGCCACCGCCACAUCCUUCACAACACUAUCCGCCACUUAAGCAGGCAGGGCGGCACAUGGGCCCGCCAGGCGAAGCCAUGCCACCGCCCACCGCGCCGGGCGAGCCUCACGACAAUGGCCCUGCGGCGCCUGCUACAGCACUGGUCACUACAGGGCCUGAUGGCACACCACUCGAUGAAGGCAGCCAACAGAGCACACUUAGUAAUGCGUCCGCUGCGUCCGGCGAGGAGCAGUGCGGCACGCCGAAGGGCUCGCGCAAGGAGUACGGCGCGGGCAGCGCGGCGCCCUCGCCCUCGCCCGGCGGUGCCUCGCACUCCUCUGCGCACGACGACUACGACACCUCGCCCUCGCCCUGGCCGCGCCCGCCUUCUAGCCCUGUAUUUAACAGUCACAUAGCGCCGGAGUCCUACAGAUCAAAGAAGUCGGACUCGCUGGGCAAGUUGUACGAGAUGGACGACGCGCCCGAGCGGCGCGGCUGGGUGGAGCGCCUGCUGGCCUUCAUGGAGGAGCGCCGCACGCCCAUCGCCGCCUGCCCCACCAUCUCCAAGCAGCCGCUCGACCUCUACCGCCUCUACCUGCUCGUGCGCGACCGCGGCGGCUUCGUCGAGGUGACGAAAAAUAAAACGUGGAAAGAUAUUGCGGGUUUGCUCGGCAUCGGCGCGUCGUCUUCGGCGGCUUACACGCUGAGGAAGCACUACACGAAGAACCUGCUGGCGUACGAGUGCCACUUCGACCGCGGGGGCAUCGACCCGCAGCCCAUCAUCAACCAGGUCGAGGCGUCCACUAAGAAGAAGGGUGGCAAGGCUAACAGCACGGCGAGUGCAGGCUCGUCCAACGCGGCGGAGCAGUUCGGCGGCGGCGGCGCGGGGCAGGGCGGCGCGCCCAUGGACGGCUACCCCGCGCACUACGCGCCCUACCCGCCGCAGCCCGCGCAGCCGCAGGGCGGCGGGCCGGGCGGCGACAACCUCGCCGCCUCCAACCCGUUCGACGAGCCGCCGGGGCCGAGGCGACCCCCAGGCUAUCAGCAAGGUUACGGGUAUGAAUAUGGAUCUCCUUAUCCGUCGAAUAGGCCUGUUUACCCGCCCUACGGUCCCGAUGGUGAUAGGGGCUACGGGUCGGGCGGCGAGUACCGGUACGGCGGCUACGGCGGCGGGUACCGCGCGGGCGCGCCGGCGGGCGGCGCGGCGGCGGCGCAGCCCGCGCCCGCGCAGCCCGCCGCGCCGCCGCCCGCGCAGCCGCCGCACCCGCCGCACCCGCCGCACCCCGCGCACCCGCCGCACCCCGCGCACCCCGCGCACCCGGCGCAGCCCUACCCCGACUACUACCGCCCGCCGCACCCGCACCCGCACCCGCCGCACCCGCAGCACCCGCCGCACCCGCCGCACCCACCGCAUCCGCCGCAUUCGCCGCAACAGCCACACGAGAUGUCCGGAGGCGCGCUCAUGAGCUCGCAGCUCGCGCGCCAGCUCGUGGCGCCGCUGCCGUCGCCCGUCCGCCCCUACUACGCGAAGGGAGGAGCGGCGGCCGGAGCGGCGGCGGGCGCCCCGCGGCGGCACCCGGACUUCGCGAAGGCGGAGGGCGGGUACGCGGGCGGCGCGCGCUUCGCGGGCAGCGCGUGGGCGGGCAGCUUCCCGCGCUCGCCGGCGCCGGCGUGGCGCGCGCCCGGCCCGCCGCACCACGCGCCCGCCUGGCACGCGCACCCGCACGCGCACGCGCACCCGCACCAGCCCUACCACCCGCCGACGGCGGGAGGCGCGGCGUGGGGCCCGCGGCCGCCGCAGGAACUGCCGCCCGCCGCGCACUCGCCCGGUGCAACGUCUGCCGUCGGUCAAAUAAAAAGAGAAUUGACGUUCCCCGCGGAGUGUGUAGAAGCGACCGUACCUUCCGCAGAAAAGCGGCGUCGUCUUACGAAGGCCGACGUGGCGCCGGUGGACGCGUGGCGCAUCAUGAUGGCGCUCAAGUCGGGACUGCUCGCCGAGACCUGCUGGGCGCUCGAUAUCCUGAAUAUACUCCUCUUCGACGACAACUGCAUAGGCUAUUUCGGGCUCCAGCAUAUGCCCGGAAUGCUCGAUCUGCUGCUGGAACACUUUCACAAGAGCUUGACGGACGUGUUUGACGCUCCUGCGACCGAAAGCGAGCCGUGGUACGCGCCGCCCACUAGUCCGGAACCUGCGGCUAAGACGCGGCGGAGAGAGGAACCGCCGGAUCCCGGCGACCGAGUGCGCCUACUCUCCUGCGAAAACUACACGCUCGAGUCGCGGCGGCGCCUGCCCGUAACUCUCGCAGCCCGCCCCGACGAAGAUCUGUUCGCACCCGAGGAUCCCGAGCCCGACCGAGAUGUCGGGGACGUACUCGAGCCCUGGCAGCUGGGCGGUGAGUCGGACGGCGGCGCGCACGUCAUGCCGUGCUUCCGCGGUGAGUUCGUGCACCUGCCCUUCGUGCGCGUGCUGGACGGCGCGCGCGCGCCCUCGCCGCCCGCCGCGCCCGCGCCCGCCGCCUCGCCGCGCCCGGAGCCCGCGCCCGAGCCCGAGCCGCGGGAGCCCUCCGCCGAGCCCGAGGGCGACAACCUCGAGGCUGAACCGAUGGAUCUCGAGCCCGAGCGUCGGCCCUCGUUGCAAGUCCGCGACCCCGCCGGCGUCCUCAAGCGCCGCCGGCUCGAAGACUACGAGGACGAGUGCUACACGCGGGACGAGCCGAGUCUCAACCUCGUCAACGAGUCGCGGGACGCCCUCGCCAAGCGGUGUAUAGCCCUCUCGAACAUUUUGCGAGGCCUCACCUUCGUGCCCGGGAACGAGGCUGAGUUCUCGAGGUCGGGGGCCUUCCUCGCGCUCGCCGGCAAGCUGCUGCUGCUGCACCACGAGCACGCACCCCGCGCGGCGCGCGCCCGCGCCUACGAACGCGCCGCGCGCGACGAGGUGGACGUCGACGCGUGCUGCUCCAGCCUGCGCGGCGAGGGCGAGUGGUGGUGGGACGCGCUGGCGCAGCUGCGCGAGGACGCGCUCGUGUGCUGCGCCAACAUCGCCGGCAGCGUGGAGCUGGCGGGGCAGCCGGAGGCCGUGGCGCGCCCGCUGCUGGACGGCCUGCUGCACUGGAGCGUGUGCCCGGCCGCCGUGGCGGGCGACGCGCCGCCCGCGGCCGCGCCCGGCUCGCCGCUGUCGCCGCGCCGGCUCGCGCUCGAGGCGCUGUGCAAGCUGUGCGUGACGGACGCCAACGUGGACCUGGUGCUGGCGACGCCGCCGCGCGGGCGCAUCGCGGCGCUGUGCGCGGGGCUGGCGCGCGACCUGUGCCGGCCCGAGCGGCCGGUGGUGCGCGAGUUCGCCGUGAACCUGCUGCACUACCUGGCGGGCGCGGGCGGCGCGGCGGCGCGCGAGGUGGCGCUGCACGCGCCGGCCGUGGCGCAGCUCGUGGCGUUCAUCGAGCGCGCCGAGCAGACGGCGCUGGGCGUGGCCAACCAGCACGGCGUGGCGGCGCUGCGCGACAACCCGGACGCCAUGGGCACGUCGCUGGACAUGCUGCGGCGCGCGGCCGCCACGCUGCUGCGCCUGGCCGAGCACGCGGAGAACCGGCCGCUCAUCCGCCGCCACGAGCGCCGCCUGCUCUCGCUCGUCAUGAGCCAGAUCCUGGACCAGAAGGUGGCGCACGAGCUGGCGGACGUGCUGUUCCACUGCAGCCAGCAGCGGCCCGACGAGCCGCGCCCGGGGGACGACUGAAGUGCCGCGGACUUGUUGUGACGUGUUGUGACGUGACCCGUGACGCUGUGACUCGUGAUCGUGAUCGUGACUCGUGACGCGGCCCGCGCCGGACUACCGCUGGGUACGUGUACAUAUAGUGAUUUGGCGCGCGCCGCGUUCGCGCCGCCCGGCGCUCGGUCGUCGGGCGUUAGGCUGUACAAUCUGAAUUUUGUUAUUUAUGUCCAUGAUGAUUUAUUUACAAGAAUGUCAAUGUGCUACAAUCGAUUUCUAUUGUUCGAUUGAAAAACAGAUGUAUUAUAACUCGUAAUUUUGAUUUUUAUAAUAAAAUGGGACUUCGAAUCUA
Molecule: messenger RNA, 4570 nt
Organism: Melitaea cinxia (Glanville fritillary)
Lineage: Eukaryota; Metazoa; Arthropoda; Insecta; Lepidoptera; Nymphalidae
Gene: osa
Product: trithorax group protein osa
Exons: 17
Coding region: 1-4245 (1414 amino acids)
Biological process (GO): chromatin remodeling; regulation of transcription by RNA polymerase II; positive regulation of DNA-templated transcription
Cellular component (GO): brahma complex; nBAF complex; nucleoplasm
Molecular function (GO): nucleosome binding; DNA binding
Source: RefSeq, a predicted model, not a curated record